Sorex araneus (European shrew) is the source of this 1563-nucleotide messenger RNA. Its product is annotated as E3 ubiquitin-protein ligase TRIM38-like. Bases 1 to 1563 code for a protein of 520 amino acids. The transcript is spliced from 8 exons. Lineage: Eukaryota; Metazoa; Chordata; Mammalia; Eulipotyphla; Soricidae. Gene Ontology annotation, molecular function: zinc ion binding; protein binding. The record is from RefSeq and is a predicted model, not a curated record.
AUGGCUUCGGGCACAGCUAAGACCAUGAGGGAGAAAGUCACCUGCCCCAUCUGCCUGGAGCUGAUGACUGAGCCAGUGAUGAUAGACUGUGGACACAUCUACUGCCGUUCUUGCAUAUUGGAAAAUCUUGAGAACCAGCAACAGCAGUUACCUUCUGGGGGAAACUUCCAUUGCCCUGUAUGUAGGGCACAGUUUCAAAGGGAGAACAUCCGGCCCAGUAAGCAGCUAGAAAGCAUCAUUGACACCAUUAAGAAGAUGGAGCAGGAACAUCUGUGUGAAAAACAUGGAGAAAAACUCAGUCUAUUCUGCAGAUAUGAUGGCCAGCUCAUCUGCUGGUGUUGUGAGCGGACACCACAGCACAAAGGGCACAGCACAGUCCUUGUUGCAGAUGCCUAUCGAGGCUACAAGGAAAAAUUCCAGAAAACCUUGACAUACCUUAGGAAACAAGAAGAACAAAAUAAGGAAUGGCAAGGGAACAUAAGAGAGCAAAUAAGAAAUUUUCAGUCUGAAAUUUUGGAUAAAAAGUAUUGCAUCGAGUAUAGCUUUAUGGUUUUUCACAUGAUCCUACACAUGGAGGAGCAAUCUUAUCUCUGGAGACUGGAGAAUGAAGAACAGCAAGUUCUGAAGAGGCUGCAGGAGAGUGAAGCCCAGCUGCAGAAGCAAAGCCAGGAACUGAACAAACACAUCUUGGAAAUGGAGAGGAAAUGUCAGGCCUCAGCCCACGAGUUACUGCAGGAUAAAGGUGGCAUAGCAAGACUGUCCACCUCAGUGCAAACCUCUGCCACCUCCUUAGUGAGUCAGUCUCUGGGGCUCUAUGUAAAUUUUCCCGAUGUGCGAGAUACUUUGGUCAGAAUUUCUGCUAUGAAGUUAAAUAAACCAGAGGACGUCUCGUUGGAUAUUCAUGCUAUGCCUGAUGUUGAUGGCAUUUUCUGUGAAUUGAUAAAAUUGUUUGAGACGGAUUAUGUUAAGGUUACCCUAGAUCCAGAUACAGCUCACAAUGACCUACACGUGGACAAGGAUGAAAACACGGUGAUUGGUGGAAGGAACCAAGAGAAGCAGGACACUCCCUCUAGGUUUAAGGACUUACCUUGUGUCCUGGGAUGUGAGGCCUUCACCUCAGGAAAAUAUUACUUUGAAAUAUAUUUUACAGGAGGAUCUGAUUGGGAUGUAGGAGUUUGUCUGGAAAAUGUGCCAAGAGACAAUUUCAUGGUACGAGAGCCUGAGACUGGAUUCUGGGCCAUCAGACACCAUGAAAAUGAUGACAAUGUAGCACUGACAUCUCCCAUAACUCCUCUUUUUCGGAACAACCUUACUUAUCUACUAUCACUCUGGAUCCAGAUCCAGCUCACAGUGUCCUAUAUUUGGCUGAGGGUGGGAAGCAAGUGUCUUGUGGACUCCCCCAGAGGAAGUGUGAUACACCUUGGAGAUUUCGAGUCUAACCUUGUGUCCUGGGAUGUCAGACCUUCACUUCAGGACAACAUGACUUUGAAGUGUCCAUGCCAACAGGACCUGAGUAGGAUGCAGGAGUUUGUCUGGAAAAUGUGCCAAGGGAUAGUGAAGUGA